Penicillium cosmopolitanum is the source of this 7725-nucleotide messenger RNA. Its product is annotated as type I polyketide synthase. Gene Ontology annotation, molecular function: fatty acid synthase activity; phosphopantetheine binding; 3-oxoacyl-[acyl-carrier-protein] synthase activity. Gene Ontology annotation, biological process: fatty acid biosynthetic process; secondary metabolite biosynthetic process. The coding region runs from base 1 to 7725 and encodes 2574 amino acids. The transcript is spliced from 6 exons. The record is from RefSeq and is a predicted model, not a curated record. Lineage: Eukaryota; Fungi; Ascomycota; Eurotiomycetes; Eurotiales; Aspergillaceae.
AUGCAUUUAGAGCCGAUUAAUGGGACUGGCACGCCAGUGCCCGGCGAUGUCGAGCAGCGACAGCCGGAGGAGGAGGAGCAGCAGCAACAGCAGCAUCAUGAGGAAAACCUCGGCGAUGCGCCGAAGAAGCUGGCCAUUAUCGGCAUGGCCUGUCGACUUCCAGGCGAGGUGACAACACCAGACGAGUUGUGGGAACUAUGCUCGCGAGCUCGAAGCGCCUGGUCACCCAUGCCAAAGAGCCGAUUCAACGCCGAAGCCUUUUACCAUCCGAACCCCGAUCGACCCGGCUCAUUCAACCCUAAAGGAGCGCACUUUCUACACGAAGACGUCGGUCUAUUCGAUGCGCCAUUCUUCAAUAUUACUCUCCAAGAGGCGCGCUCGAUGGACCCGCAACAUCGCAUCAUGUUGGAAUGUGUUUACGAAGCGUUUGAAAAUGCGGGUGUCUCAAACCACUCGAUUACUGGCAAGGAUAUUGGCGUGUUUGCUGGUGCUUCGUUUCCGGAUUAUGAGGUGAACAACACAAAGGAUGCAGAUUCUAUUCCUAUGUACGACUCGACGGGAACUUCGGUUGCGUUGCAGUCGAAUCGCAUUUCCUAUUACUUCAAUCUUCGCGGUCCUAGUAUUACGGUUGAUACUGCUUGUUCGUCUAGUUUGUCGGCUUUGCACCUGGCUGCGCAAAGUAUUCGAAAGGGGGAAUGUUCGAUGGCGGUUGUGGGAGGUUGUCAUCUUAAUCUUGUUCCUGAGAUGUUUAUUUCUAUGACGCGGUCAAGACUGCUCGCUGAUUCUGGUCGAUCAUAUGCAUUCGAUAAUAGAGGAACCGGAUUCGGUCGUGGAGAAGGAGCAGGAUGCAUAGUUUUAAAGGACCUUGAGGAUGCACAAGCUGCCGAAGACGCCAUCAGAGCCGUUAUUGUCAACACCGGAAUCAACCAGGAUGGUCGGACAAGAGGUAUCGCAAUGCCAAAUGGAGAGGCCCAAGAGGCAUUGAUUCGAGCAGUCUACAAGGAAGCGAAGGUCGACCCCGCCAACACUGGAUUCGUUGAGGCUCAUGGAACUGGUACCAAAGUUGGCGAUCCACUCGAGGCUACGGCCCUGAAUGCUGUCUUUGGAAAAGGACGGACGCCGAAGCAACCGUUACUCAUUGGCUCCAUAAAAUCGAAUAUGGGUCACUUGGAAGGAACCAGUGGUAUUGUAGCUGUUAUCAAAACGGCUUUGAUGCUGGAACGCGGAUUUGUCUUGCCGAACUGCAAUUAUCAAAAGACGAAUGAGGAGAUUCCAAUGGACCAGUGGAAUAUGAAGGUUCCGAAGAAAUUGCAGCCCUGGCCCCGGGGUAAAAACUACGCAAGCGUGAAUAACUUCGGCUUUGGCGGGACCAAUGCCCAUAUUGUCAUGGAGCGUGCCCCUCGUCAUAAAGGCCUAGGCUCGGAGAACACGGAUCCUCUCAAACGGAAGGUGUUCGUUGCAUCCGGUUAUGACAAGAAGGCGGCUCUGGAUACAAUCAAACAACUCGCAACAUACAUGGAUCUCAACCCGUUCAUCUUUAAUGACAGCCUAAUGGAUAAUUUGGCCUACACUCUUGGCCAACGACGGAGUUUCCACCCUUGGCGCGUGGCCGUGGCAUCUUCACACAAUUCGGACCUUAGCGCAUCCUGGGCGAAAAUCCCAGAGCCUGUUCGAUCAUCCCGUGAGCCAUCGAUCGGUUUCGUGUUCACUGGACAAGGCGCCCAAUGGCAUGGCAUGGGCAAAGAACUUUUGAGCACAUACCCCAUUUUCCGGAAGACGAUGCAGGAUGUGGAUACUUGCUUGAAAUCUCUUGGAUCAACUUUCUCCAUCAUUGACGAACUCCUUUUAGAAGACUCAACGGCGAGCAAGAUUUCCGCCGCAUACAUGAGCCAGCCCGCAUGUACAGCAGUUCAACUGGCACUUGUAGACCUUCUUUCGUCGUGGGGUAUUCGUCCCAAGGCAGUUGUGGGUCAUUCCAGCGGAGAGAUUGCUGCCGCAUACGCUGCAGGUGUCUUGACUCUGGAUGAGUGUGUACGCGUGGCAUAUUGUCGAGGUGUGGCUGCCAACAUCGUCGCUAAUGAUGACACUAUCCAUGGUGCCAUGUUGGCUGUUGGUGCUAAAGCCUCCGAUAUCCAGCAGAUCCUAGACGCCAUCAAAGGCAAGCGGGCUGUCAUUGCAUGCGAGAACAGCCAUACCAGUGUCACUCUUUCCGGCGACAAGGACGUCAUCUCAAAUCUACAGGUCGCCUUAGAUAAGGAAGGGAUCUUUACUCGCAUGCUUCACGUUGAUGUCGCUUAUCAUUCCCACCACAUGAAGAGUGUAUCCAAGCAAUACCAAUCGUUGCUCGGAAAAAUUGCCCCCCAGCCAUCUCGCGUUUCAUUCCAUUCGACCGUUUAUGGUAAACUUGUCCCGGGAAGUGUGCUUGAUGCUUCUUACUGGGUUGAGAAUCUUGUCUCGCGAGUUGAAUUCGUCAAAGGUGUGGAGAGUCUGCUCAACACCGAGGAGCCCACAGGACAGAUCGAUACGCUGGUCGAAAUCGGUCCCCAUCCUGCUUUGCAAACACCUACGAAAGACAUUGUCCAUACCCACGCUCCCAACCGCAACAUGCAAUUUGAACAUACUCUGAACAGAAAGUUUGACGCCAUAGAAGCUGUCCAGGACCUCGCCAUCUCCCUCUUUAACUCUGGCAUGAUGACCCUCAACUUUCAGGAGAUCAACUUUCCGAAUCUGAACACCUGUGAACGCAAGCCCGCUAUUUUGACCAACCUCCCCAAGUACCCCUGGAACCAUUCGGAAAGGUACUGGAUUAAUGCCAGGCUAUGCGAUAACCUGUACCGACCUCAAUUUGCCCGAAACGAUAUUCUGGGAAAGCUUUCCAUCGAAAACAUAGAUUUCGAGCCUCGGUGGAGAAAUAUCAUUCGGGCAGACGAUCAUCCAUGGAUCAGACAGCACCGCGUCCAUGACAGCAAUGUAUAUCCCAUGACUGGUUUCUUGGCCAUGGCCAUGGAAGCAAUCUCCCAACAAGCACAGAUCCACCAUCUGAUACCGGGGAAGAUUGAGCUUCGCGAUAUUUUCAUCAGUCGAGUCCUCGCAAUCCCUGACAACGCGACGGUAGAAACAAUGUUAAGUCUGCGCCCUGUGCGACCUGAUGCUCCGGGAAGAGCUGUUCUCGGCUGGCAUGAGUUCAAAGUCUUCUCCUGGGCUGAAGGAAGAGGCUGGGAUCAACAUGUCAGUGGAUUUGUCAUGGUGCAAGAAGCAAAGGAAGCCAACCCCGUGAGCGGUUCCCGGGAAGAAAUGGAAAUAACUGGUUCCAUGAAACGGACGGUGCAGGAAAUCAACUCUUCCUGCGGAACGGCUGUGAAUACGGACACCCUGUAUGAAAAUAUUUCCAGCGGUGGUAUUCACUAUGGCCCUCUCUUCCAAGGCCUGAAGAAUAUCUCCGUCAACACAACGAAGGGAGCUGUCGCCACAAUCGAGGUCCCCAAUACCAAGGAGUGCAUGCCCAAUGAACACGAAACCGACUGCAUCAUCCACCCAGUGACUCUCGACCUCUGCACCCAGACAAUGUGGCUGCUUCAGGGAUUUGGCGAGCCAGGUCCACAUGUGACAUAUGUUCCUUCGCAUGUGAAGCACGUCUCUGUAUCACUGGGCUCCAAGAUUGGUCAUGGCGCUACGCUAAAUGUAUACGGCUCUCAGUUUGGCGUGGAGUCUGCCAGCAGACCUCUGAGCAACCGAAUCUUCGCUACGCACUCUGAUGACCCCUCCCAGAUCGCGGUGGAAAUUGAUGGCAUCACCUUGGUCCCUAUUUCGAAUGAUAUCAAAGGAUCGAAAGACAGUGCGCCAAACCAAAUCUGCUAUAAACUUCACUGGGAGCCCUGUUUUGAAUUUCUUUCUGAAGAUACUUACCGUCAACUCCCGCGACCUGAUGUUAGUGACGGUGGCAAGGGUACUCAGAGAAUGCACCAGCUUGACAGAGUCGCAGAGAAUUGGCUGCGACGCAUGCUGAGCGCUGUUCCCGAAGAGCAAUUCCCUUCUCUGCCACAUCACCUGCAAAGAUUUUAUCGUUGGGCACAGCAAACGUGCAGAGAGGCAGGAAUGGUGGAAGAUUUGCCCGCACAAAUCAUUAAUCAGACGCGUAAUGCGAACGGUGCCGGUGAAUUCAACUGCAAAGUUGGAGAGCUACUCCCUCAGAUUCUGCGCGGCGAGGUAGAUGCACUUACUCUCAUGCUUGAGGAGGAUCUACUCAGUAAAUACUACGAGGACUUGGAUGGACUCCGCGAGGCGUACGCCAAUGCCUCGGUUUGUAUUGACAAGAUCGCUCAUCAGAACUGCGACAUGAACAUCUUGGAAAUCGGUGCGGGAACAGGAGGAGCCACAAUGCCGAUUUUGAAGAGCCUGGGAGGUAACGAGCCAGGAUCAACUCCCCGCUUUGGACACUACACUUAUACCGAUAUCUCACCUGGAUUUUUCGAGAAGGCGAAAUCGAAGUUCGAGGAUUGGGGUCAUCUCAUGACUUACCAGACCUUGGAUGCUUCUACUGACCCCGUUAGCCAGGGCUUUGAGCUUGGAUCGUACGACAUGGUCAUCGCUUGCAAUGUUCUCCACGCCACGCCACAGAUUAACGAGACCAUGGCUAAUAUCCGCUCAUUGUUGAAACCGGGCGGUAAGAUCAUGUUGAUUGAAGAGACUGCAUCAAAACCCCGCCAUUUCCCCUUCGCUCUCUUGCCUGGAUGGUGGCUCGCCAGUGACGAGGUCCGUCCAGAUGGGCCCCUUCUGACCCGUGAAGGAUGGGACGAUGUCAUGAAAGCGAACGACUUUUCUGGGGUUGAUCUCUGCGUCGAAGAAUACCCGGGAGCCUCUUUCCAGUCUGGUUGCUUGAUCAUGUCAACCGCCAACGGUCCCACAGCUGGGCCCACAAACCCUGGAGAUAUCGUCAUUGUGGGAGGUGAGAGCAUUGGAAGCAUUUCCUUCUUGAGUCUUGAGGCCGGCCUGGCCGAUGCAACUGGCGUGAAGCCGACAAGCGUAUCUGAUCUCGAAUCGGUUGACGUGUCUGGAAAAUGGUGCAUCUUCCUCGGUGGCAUGGAUCAGUCAUUAAUGUCCCACCUUACACCCGAGAACUUCCAAGAGCUCCAACGCCUGAUGAGUCGUGCUCGUGGUCUCCUAUGGAUUGUGCGUCAUACCAACCUGGAUCGUCAAUCUCUUGGGGCAAACAUGAUUGUUGGAUUGGCUCGCACCGUUCGGUCCGAAACCGGCGUGCCUUUCGCAACGCUCGACCUGGGAGAAAAGGAGAGCAUGUCAGAUGCUCAAGCCGUCCACCACAUGCUAAAUGUCUUCAAGGGAGUCUACUGUCACAAAUCGCAACUGAUGCAGAGUGACAUGGAAUUCGUUGUCCGCGAUGGCCACAUUUGUGUUCCCCGUCUGAUCGACAACCAUCAACUCAAUAUCAGCGUUCAACAAGAAACAGCGGAUGCACCGCCAGCAUUACAACCAUUCAAGCAAGCGGAUCGUCCACUCCGUCUCACUGCUGGAGAAAGCCGGACUUUGGAUGAAAUGUACUUUACCGAUGAUGAUGCCCGUAACGAUCCACUUCCCGCAGAUUACGUUGAGAUCAGAGUCACUUGCACAGGUCUGAACUUCCGCGAUGUUCUUAUGGCGAUGGGCCAGCUUCGUGGAGACAAGCUAGGCCAAGAGUGCAGUGGUGUCGUCUCAAAGGUUGGCUCGGCAGUGACCAAUUUCGCCACGGGCGAUCGAGUCUGUGCCAUGUCACCCGGCUCCCUCUCGACAUACACACGUUGUGCAGCAUCGUGCGCAUGGGUCAUCCCAGAUGAUAUGUCAUUUGAGAUCGCAGCUUCGAUUCCAGCGGUAUUCUGCACAGCAUACUAUUCUCUUGUUGACUUGGGUCGUCUGGUGCAAGAUGAGACUGUUCUCAUUCAUGCAGCAGCCGGUGGUGUUGGUCAAGCCGCCAUUAUCAUUUCUCAAAGCAUCGGUGCCAAAAUCUAUGCAACAGUCGGAAGUAUAGAAAAGAAGAAAUUCUUGAUGGACACCUACAAUCUCAAGGACGAGCAGAUCUUCUUCAGCCGUGAUACCUCAUUUGCUGAAGGCAUUCGCCGGGCCACUGACGGAGAAGGUGUGGACGUUGCCCUGAACUCCUUGAGUGGCGAUGCCCUACAGGCUACAUUCGAGUGUAUCGCACCGUUUGGUCGAUUUAUUGAGCUUGGUAAGCGAGAUAUCACGACUAACUCGCGGCUUGAGAUGUCCCACUUCAAUGAGAACGUUUCGUUUGCAUCGGUGGACUUGGGCAUCGUGAGAGAAAAGCGACCCAAGCUUCUGAAGCGACUCUUCCGUAAUUCCUUCCAGAUUUUCGCCGACUCCCGAGCUCAGUCGCGCUGGCCCAUUACUACACUCCCGAUAUCUGACGUGGAAGCUGGCUUCCGUGCCCUGCAAGGCGGUCAGGUUAUUGGCAAGAUGGUUGUCUCGAUCACGAAUGAUUCUAAGGUCAAGGUAUACCCGGCACGGAAAGAAGAAAAGCUUCUUCGACCAGAUGCUACCUACAUCGUUGUGGGUGGAACUAGUGGAAUCGGUCUUGAUAUUGCCAGUUGGAUGCCACAAAAGGGCGCCCGCCAUAUUGUGCUUGUAUCCCGAAGCGGUGCGGCAACUGAGCUGGCUCAGAACACGAUCCACGAUCUGAAGCAACAAGGCGUGACUGUAGACGUGUGCCGCUGUGACAUCUCCAGCCAGCAAAGCGUUGAAGAGAACUUGUCUCCACUCCUCGCCGAGCUACCUCCUGCUCGAGGUGUUGUAUACGGUGCGAUGGUUCUUCGAGACAUGCUUUUCGAAAAGCAGAGUUUCGACGACUACGAUACAGUUAUGAGACCCCGAGUACACGGAAUCUGGAACUUGCAAAAUACCCUGCAAAACCUGGAGAAGGGGAACCUCGACUUCUUUGUUACACUUUCAUCAGCAGCCAGUUUUGUCGGAAAUAUGGGCCAGGCAGCAUACGCAGCCAGUGGAACAUUCAUGGCCGCUCUCGCUCAAUACUCGCAGGUCUCAAACAUUCCCUGCACAACAAUCGACCUCCCCGUUGUUCGUGGUAUUGGAUAUCUCUCAGAUGACAAGAAACGCGAACAGAUUUCCUCUCAACUGGGAACAGAGUCUGUUUGUGCAGCUGAGAUCCGCGGCCUUGUCGCCGCUGCCAUUCGAAAGGAAAUGCGUGAUACCUGCGCAGGCCACUGCGUAGUAGGAUUCGAUGGUGUCAAGAAAUAUCCUGCUAGCGAGCAACCAUUCUGGGUCAACGAUACCAAGCUGUCGCACUUGCUACGCGUGUCAACUCUCGCAGGCACAGGCGACUUGGUCGAUGCCGUGCAGUCCAACACCGAGAUAUCACCUGCAUCCGCAAUUCGCCAAUCUCGCGGCCGUGAGAGUGCUGAAGCCGUUACGGUCAACGCUCUUGCGCAGAAAAUCUCAAGCAUUCUCAUGCGUCCCAUGGAGGAUAUGGAUCCUUCAGCACCCAUUUCAGUUUACGGUCUUGAUUCAUUGGUUGCGAUUGAAAUUAGAAACUGGAUCACUCGAGAGCUGGAGGCCAAUCUUCAGAUCCUCGAGAUUCUAACAAGUGAUUCCUUACAUGCACUUGCGGAACAUAUUUUGAGAAAGUCGGGUAUUCUCACUGCUGAAAUGAAGGCUGAGUGGGGGUUGGAUGUUGCUGAAGUACGGAAUGGCGUUGAGUGA